Molecule: messenger RNA, 5171 nt
Organism: Folsomia candida
Lineage: Eukaryota; Metazoa; Arthropoda; Collembola; Entomobryomorpha; Isotomidae
Product: O-acyltransferase WSD-like
Exons: 10
Coding region: 3221-4783 (520 amino acids)
Biological process (GO): triglyceride biosynthetic process
Cellular component (GO): plasma membrane
Molecular function (GO): diacylglycerol O-acyltransferase activity; long-chain-alcohol O-fatty-acyltransferase activity
Source: RefSeq, a predicted model, not a curated record
CAUAGCUUGUUAAGCAUUUGGUACAUAAUAUGCAAUAGAUAAUCGGAACAUAUUCCAUUGUUACUCUGUGACGGCAAAAAUACGGCAAAAAUUUUAAGACUACACAAAUAUUUCUAAAAAUAAAAUGUGUUACAAUUUAUUACAUCCAAAUAGUUGGCUCCGAUUUACAUUAGUUUUUGCUUUUACAAUUCUCCUGAGAUUAAUAUUUCUUGUUGGAUGUGUACCGAUAAUAACAUGUCUUUUGAUUUGGAGAUGGAUAAUUUCACGUGCUGCGAAAUUAUUUCGAGGACAACAACUCGGAAAAAUGGUAACCGCACAAGGCAACACGAUAGGUAUUUCUUUAUCCCUUAUACAAAUCAUAAAAAUCAGAGGUCAACGACACCCCGUGGAAUUUUACCUGCCGCCGCCGCCAAAAUUGGCAGCUUUGAUCUAAAUUUAUUCACAAAUAUGUAAUAUCUUAUACAUACAUAUACUUCAUGUUUAACAAGUGGCGCAAAUUAGCAUUCAUCUGACUUCUCUCACCCCUCUUCUAUUUCUGAAAAACCCCCAAAACAUAUGAAAAUAUGUACGUUACAUCUCUAUAAUUCAACAGAAUGCGGUCACCUGUACACUAGAGAUGCGGUAACUAAUGUGGUAGCCAUGAAGGUAGAAAGUUCCACAAUUGAUGUGCAAGUGCUGCGAAACAAAGUCGAGCAAAAGUGGUUAUCCGCCAAACUACCCGGCUCGAAUGACCCACUUUACCCUGAACUGAAAUCUGGAGUACGUCAAUGGAUGGGCUACUUGUUUUGGGAACCGUGUCAACAUUUUGAUAUCAAAGAUCGCAUAAAAUACAUUACAAAUGCCGACGUGACAUCAAACUGGGACGAUGUCUGUACUGAAGCUGGUUUCAAGAAUCUGGUCAUGCACCUCCUCAGAGAUCGAUUGUGGGUGGAAGGAAAACCAUUGUGGGAAAUUAUAGUCGUGGACGAAUCUUGUUUCAAAAAUGCUGUAAAUUUUGAUAACGCGAGUUGGAUUUUUUUUCGUGACCAUCACAUCCUAUCAGAUGGAUGGUCCAUAUUCAAAUUGCUUUCUAAAUUGUUUGAUGAUGAGGAUGAUAUUCUGGAAAAGGUACCUAGAGCAAUAUUUGAAAGAGAAAAUGGUACAUUAUGGACUCGUUUUAUCGCACAAGUUCAGUUCGUCCUUAAAGUGCCAUUUGAACUGGUGGAUCUUAUCAUAGACAUUCUGGCGAACCGGGACACCCUCCCAACUUUUUCAGUCGUAGGAUCAUCCGAUAUAAAGUUGGAAAUGAGAAACGGUCCGAGUCUCCAAUUCUUGAAGCAGCUCAAAAAUGAUCUUGGCGUUGACCUUAUAUCGCUCUUGUUGGCCGGAAUGACCGCCUCAAUUCGACAGUGUUAUGAAAAAGCUGGCAAACCGCCACCAGAAAAUAUACGAUUGCUCUUUGCACUCCCCACGCCUGGGCAUCCAGAAAAAUUAAGGAAUUAUGUAACGAGUUGCUGUAUUUUCCUCCCAAUUGGAGAAAGCGAUUCAUUGAAGAGAAUUAAACUGAUAGCAUCUCGAAUUCAACGUUUCAAGCGAUCCGGUCUUCCGCUGGCAUUUUUCUUGGCGUCGCGUGUCUAUGGAUUAAUGCCGGCACCAUUGCUCCGCCGUUUCAUAACAAGGAUUCCCCUUCUUUUUUCCAACGUAGUUGGACAUCCUGGUACAAUGCGCUAUGAGGGGAAACCCGUCCCAUGUAUUCGUGUCUCAAUUAAUCCCCCAGCCGAUGGGAAUGAUCGUUUUGAAUGUGGGAUGGUUUUCUUUUCACAUUCCGGGACAACCAAUCUGCAAGUUGUUGGAUUGCACAAAUAUUUUUAUGAUAAUCAACACCCCGAAGAAUAUUUGGAUCGGUGCAUUCAAGAAUGGGAGGAGCUGGAAAUAAUUAAUGCAAAGUUAAACAAAUCAAUUGCGUCGGAAAUUGUGUAAAUAGUUGGUGAUAAUUAUACAUACGUACAUAUCGCAUUGCAUGAACAAUUUGAUUAUGAUAAUGGGUCCCAGAUAACAAUUUGAGAUUUCGCUGUGAAUUCCGUAUCGAAUUCGCAGCGAAAUGUCCGCCGAUUCGCUAGCGAAUUCGUGGAGAAAUCGUGGAGUCGCUGCGGGUUCGCUUCGAAUUCAUGUAAUUCCCAAACUUUUAAUUUUUGAAUAAAAUUUUCAUCCUGGCAUAACCCCCUUAGAAGAAACAACGGACAACAAACAAGUUUAUGCACCCUGGUGUGACAAGCAUGAAUAUUUUUUCUUCUAUAACGUUACGAAUUUAAACUACAAACAUAUGUAUUUAGACUAGAUUAGAUUGUUUAUUGCUGUUUUUUGCGACCAUAUUUACAUAAACCCAUAAAGGUACAUGUCAAAUUUAUAGUGGAAUUUUACAAUCGAACUACCUGCAUACAUUUAUAUGUACAAAGGCGCCACGGCGAAUCUAUCUACCUAACGAUAACUAACGAGUAAACUCGAUAGCUUAGAUUAGCAAUAAUGGAAUGGAAUGAAAUAUGCAUGAAAUAUGUACUUAUUAUGGUUAGACAAACCAAAUCAAAUAAUUGUACAUAUGUAUAGAUACAUAAACGUGUAUAUACUUAUUUUUUGAAAAAUUAAGUGUUCUCUUUUCUUAACUAACAAACGGCACAAACAUGAACAUAUUUAAAUACAUGUGUGUUUGGGAUUUGCAAUCUAACUACCUAUUUAUAAGUAUUAUUUUAUGUAUAAUUCUUUAAAGAUCAUGAGAAGCAAGCUCGUACCGAAUGACCUUGUACAUCAUGGAAAAAUUUUGAUGUAAAAUGAAAAAAAGGUUUUCAACAUUUUGAGAUUAUGGCUUAUUAGUUUAUUUCAUUAUAUUUGAAAAGUCGUGCGCAUGACAGCAUUGUCAUGGUGAAAAGCAAUUACCAAUAAUUAGGUGUUAAAUAUUGUGGAAACCAAUGUGAAUCAAUUAGAUUUUUUAGCUUGUUAAAUUUUUUUAUACCCAAUUUGUAUAAUGAUGGCGCACACGGUGGUCUAUUUCUUCAUGUCCAAUAAUGCGAAUCCUACUUUAACCAUCCGUGAGAAUUUGCCAAACAAACAUUUUAAUUCGCAUGAUAUUAAACUACAUAAAUAUGGGAACUUUUUAAAAUGACCAUCCAUAGCUUAUUACGCAUUUAGUGCGUUCUGUGUGCUAGUAAAAAUUUUAAGACUACACAAAUAUUUCUAAAAAAAUAAAAUGUUUUACAAUUUAUCACCUCCAAUUAGUUGGCUACGAUUAAUAUUAGUUUUCAUUUUUGCAAUUUCUAUUUACAAUUUCUUUUUACCAGGAUUAAUAUUUCUUGCUGGAUGUGUUUCCAUAAUAACUACUCUUCUAAUUUGGAGAUGGGUAAUUUCAUGCGCUGCGAAAUUAUUUCAAAGACAAAAGCUCGGAAAAAUGAUAACCGCACAAGGCACCAUGAUGGAAUGCGGUAACCUGUACAAAAGGGGGGCAGUAACCUCUAUCGUAGCCAUGAAGUUAGAAAGCCCCACACUUGAUGUGCAAGUACUGCGAAACAAAGUCGAGCAAAAGUGGUUAUCCGCAAAACUACCCGGCUCGAAUGACCUACUUUACCCUGAACUGAAAUCUGGAGUACGUCAAUGGAUGGGCUACCUGUUUUGGAAACCGUGUCAACACUUUGAUAUCGAAGAUCACGUAAAAUACAUUAAAAAUGCCGAUGUGGCAGAAAACUGGGACGAUGUUUGUACUGAAGCUGGUUUCAAAAAUCUGUUCAUGCACAUACUCAGAGACCGAUUGUGGGUGGAAGGAAAACCACUGUGGGAAAUGAUAAUCGUGGAUAAGUCUUGUUUCAAAAAUAUGGAAAAUCUGGAUAAUAAGAGUUGGAUUUUUUUCCGUUAUCACCACAUGAUGGCAGAUGGAUGGUCCAUGUUCAAAUUGUGGUCCAAAUUGUUUGACGAGGAUGAUAUUCUGGAAAAGGUACCUAGGCCAAUAUUUCAUGGAGAACGUACCACAUUGUGGACUCGAUUUAUCUCAAGCGUGCAGUUCUACCUAAAAAUGCCGUUCGAAGUGGUGGAUCUUAUGUUAAACAUUCUGGCGAACCCGGACACCCUCCCAACUUUUCCAGUCGUAGGAGGAUCAUGCGAUGUGAAAUUGGAAAUGAGAAACGGUCCGAGUCUCCAAUCCUUGAAGCAACUCAAAAAUGAUCUUGGCGUUGACCUCCAAUCGCUCUUGUUAGCCGGGAUGACCGCCUCUAUUCGACAAUCUUAUCAAAAAGCUGGAAGACCGCCACCAGAAAAUAUAAAGUUGUUCUUUAUACUUCCCAUGCUUGGACAUCCAGACAAAUUGCAGAAUCACCUAACGUUUUGCUGUAUCUUCCUUCCAAUUGGAGAAAGUGAUUCCAUGAAGAGAAUUCAAGUGAUUGCGUCUCGCAUCCAACGUUUCAAGCGAUCUGGUCUUCCGCUGGCAUUGUUCUUGGGGUCGCGUGUCUAUGGGUCAAUGCCGGUACCACUGCUCAGGCGGUUUAUAGUUAGCACACCCCUACUUUUUACCAACCUGAUUGGACCAUUAAGUACAGUUCAUUGCGAGGGGAAGCCAAUCUCUAGCAUUUGUGGAAUAAGUAAUCCCCCAGACGAUGGGACUGAUCGUUUUGAAUGUGGGAUGGCUUUCUUAUCACAUUCAGGGACAACGCACCUGCAAGUUAUUGGAAUGAGCAAAUAUUUUUGUGAUAAUCAACAUCCCGAAGAAUAUUUGGAUCGGUGCAUUCAAGAAUGGGAGGAGCUGGAGAUAAUGAUGCCAAGUUAAAUAAGCAUCUAAUUAACAGCCCCUCUAAAUAAUUCGAGUUUGCCAAAUAAAUGAUUAUAGUUGCUUUCCACCGUCAUGCCGUUCGCGUUCCCUAGCAGGCAUCACUUUUGCUUUAGGGCAGAACGUGCACCCUUGACAAUAAUGUAAACUUUUUGAAAAGUUAAAGCACUUUGAAUUUGUUAUUAUGUAAGCUACACUAAUUGUAAAUUCGGAGAAAACUUUACUCUUUACCAAGUUAAGGGACCAGGAAUAUGUAAAUUUUCUACAAUAUCUUAAACAGUAUUUAUAGGUAUUUCGAACUGAGCACAAAAUUGUAAUAUAUUUAAUUAUAAUUCAAAAUCAAAUUAAAACUAAAUAUGUGCAUUAAAUGAAUUUUUGCUCAACUGGA